Messenger RNA from Rasamsonia emersonii CBS 393.64, 1476 nucleotides. Its product is annotated as G2/mitotic-specific cyclin-B. Gene Ontology annotation, cellular component: centrosome; nucleus; cytoplasm. Gene Ontology annotation, biological process: regulation of cyclin-dependent protein serine/threonine kinase activity; G2/M transition of mitotic cell cycle. Lineage: Eukaryota; Fungi; Ascomycota; Eurotiomycetes; Eurotiales; Trichocomaceae. The record is from RefSeq and is a predicted model, not a curated record. Gene Ontology annotation, molecular function: cyclin-dependent protein serine/threonine kinase regulator activity. Bases 1 to 1476 code for a protein of 491 amino acids. The transcript has 4 exons.
AUGCCUCCGGCACGGAGUCUCCGGCAACGUGCCACCACGAAUGAGAAUGACGAAAAUGGCCCAUCGACACGUCUGACAAGAGCCAAGGCCGCGGCUCUCAGUGCAGCCGACGCGUCUAACGCUGCUACGAAAAAGCCUCUUCAGAGCAAGAAAUCAUCCAAUGCAGUCGCCAAUACUGCUCAGAGGAGACGGCCAGCCCUCGGCGAUGUCAGCAACGUGGCUAAAACGGAGACGGUCGACGCUAAAGAUGGGAAGAAGCCGGCUGCCAAAGUUGGUUUGACGUCCAAGGCUACUGCCCAAGCGGGUGGCGUCCAGAAACUCACCCGCACCAACUCGUCGCGAACAGCAUUGGGAGUCAAGGAUAACAAUAGCAAGAAAGCGGUGGCUGAGACCAAGAAGCCUGAGAAUGGUUCAGGGGUCGGCAGCGCGAUGAAGCGAUCCUCUAGCCAGAAGUCGGCUAAGGAGGAAGCGUUCCACAAUGAAGAACCCCCUCGCAAGAAAGUUGACAUCGAAAAGGAAAAGAAGACAACAACAGAGAACGAAGAGCAGACCAUCAAAGAAGAAGAGGCAGCCGUGGAGCCCGCGAAAAUCAAGGAGACCAUGGAUAAUGCGGUUGCCGACCUGGACGCGGAAGACCUUGAUGACCCUCUCAUGGCCGCCGAGUACGUGGUCGAAAUCUUUGAUUAUCUUAGAGAACUGGAGUUGGAGACGCUGCCGAACCCAGAUUACAUUGAACACCAACCCGACCUCGAAUGGAAGAUGCGUGGCAUUCUGGUCGAUUGGCUCAUCGAGGUUCACACGCGUUUCCGUCUCCUUCCCGAGACGCUCUUCUUGGCUGUCAACAUCAUUGACCGCUUUCUCUCCGCUGAGGUCGUUGCUCUUGACCGGCUACAGCUUGUCGGAGUCACUGCUAUGUUUAUCGCAUCCAAAUACGAAGAGGUCCUCUCCCCUCACGUGGUCAACUUCAGCCACGUUGCCGACGACGCCUUUACAGAUAAGGAGAUCCUCGAAGCGGAACGGCACGUUCUUGCUACUUUGGACUACAAUAUGAGCUUCCCUAACCCGAUGAACUUCCUCCGCCGGAUCUCUAAGGCCGACAAUUAUGACAUCCAGACGCGAACUCUAGGCAAAUAUCUUAUGGAGAUCAGCCUGUUGGACCAUCGGUUUAUGGUAUACCGCCAGAGCCACGUGGCUGCAGCUGCCAUGUAUUUGGCACGGCUGAUCUUGGACCGAGGGCCCUGGGACGCCACUCUUACCCAUUAUUCUGGCUAUACGGAGGAGGAGAUUGAUCCGGUCUUCCGAUUGAUGAUCGACUAUCUGCACCGCCCGGUCGCCCACGAAGCAUUCUUCAAGAAAUAUGCAAGCAAGAAGUUCCUCAAAGCUUCUAUCGUUACUCGACAGUGGGCCAAGAAGUACCACUCAUUGUAUAUCAAGAGCGCGCUUAACGAAAGCUAUAAUCAGGUCUCCAGCCGAUAG